CCUUUGUAUUUUGUGGAUUUGCAGGAUGACUUAGAUGAUUUUGGGUUUGAAGAUUAUGGACCAGACUGUGAUAGCAUGAGGAUAACAGCAUUCUUGGAUAUUCCUGGACAGGAUAACUUAACUCCACUGGCUCGUCUAGAAAAAUAUGCCUUCAGUGAUAAUAUAUUUAACAGACAAAUUAUUGCCAGAGGUCUUUUGGAUGUAUUUCGAGAUUUCAGUAAUAAUGAAGAAGACUUCCUGACUGUAAUGGAAAUAGUGGUCAGGCUCUCUGAAGAUGCAGAACCAACUGUACGUACAGAGCUGAUGGAACAAAUACCUCCUAUUGCCAUUUUUCUCCAAGAAAGUCGACCAAAAUUCCCAACAGCAUUUUUUGAGUACCUUAUGCCCAUAGUAGUGAGGUACCUCACAGAUGUUAACAAUCAGGUUAGAAAAGCAGGUCAAGAAGCACUACUUAUACUGCUAGAACAAGAUCUUGUUGCUCAGAGUGACAUUGAAAAUAAGGUGUGUCCAAUUCUGUUGGACCUUUCUGCUCCUGACAGUGAUGAUGAGUACAAGGUGGAAGCUGUGAAUGUAAUCUGUAAAAUGGCUUCUGUGUUGAGCAGAACAACAGUUGAGCACAUGCUGCUUCCUCGUUUCUGUGAAUUGUGCAGUGAUGGGAAAUUGUUUCAAGUGCGAAAGAUUUGUGCAGCUAAUUUUGGUGACAUUUGUAGUGCAGUUGGGCAAGAAGCCACAGAAAGACUGCUGAUUCCCAAGUUCUUUGAACUCUGUUCUGAUAGUGUUUGGGGCAUGAGAAAAGCUUGUGCUGAAUGCUUUAUGGCAGUGUCUUACACCACAUCCCCAGAAGUUCGCAGAAGCAAACUAUCCCCACUGUUUAUCAGUCUUAUCAGUGACACUUGCAGAUGGGUUCGUCAGGCUGCUUUUCAGUCUCUUGGCCCGUUUAUUUCUACCUUUGCAAACCCUUCAAGUGCUGGUCUUUACAUUCGAGAAGACGGGACGCUGAGUAUCCGACCAUCAACACAAAAUGUGAAUUCCAAUUCCUGUCAGCCAAGCAACAAUAUAACUUUAAUGUCUUCCAGUACCAAUGCUACUUUGUCCAGUUCAGAACAACCAAUGGAAAUCAAACCAGAGUCAUUGACUGAGGAGACUUCAGCUGAUGUUAAUACAAAGCUCUCAGUUGAGAACCUGAAUAAAGACACACAGGAAGAAAGUUCAGAUGACUGUAGCAAUCCUGGAGAAGAUGUGUCUCGGUUGUCUCAGGGUGACAAAGUUGCUGCUGGUGUCAUCGAAGUCACUAAGGACUGCAGUUUUCCUGGAAGGAACUCAAGGCUACAGUCUGCUGAGGAUGUAUUUAAUACUUUUCUAUACUGGCGCCCUCCUCUGCCUGAUAUAAGUCAGGAUCUGGAGUUGCUUCAGUUCAAGACUGAAAAGCACAACGAUAGCUGCUCUGUGCCACGUAAUAACUGUGUUGCUAGUACUGAAAUAAAAAAAGUUCUAGAAAGCUUACAGGAGCACAUAGAUGAUCCAGAUGUUCAAGCUCAGGUCCAAGUGCUAUCUGCUGCUCUCAGAGCUGCUCAGUUUGAUUCUGUUGGUGAGUACGAGACCAAAAAGAUGGAGGAAAGCAGUGGUGAACUUCAGAACAAAACUAUCUCAGAUAAAACAGCUGUUUCAAGUGCUACCUGUAACCAGGUGGAGGAAGAUACUCUUUCAUCCCCUGCCCCCCAGGAUGACAUCAGUGACCAGUCUUCCACAAGUAUACUGAAAAGCACAGACUCAGAAGAACAACACAGAGGAACCACUGUAUUUUUAAAGAAAGAGCAAGAAACUAAUCCACCAUUUGAAGAUGACAAGUCAAAAUUACAGGAUAUCAUACCUCAACCUUUAUUAGACCAGUACUUGUCUAUGACUGACCCAGCUCGAGCCCAGACUGUUGAUACUGAAAUAGCCAAACACUGUGCGUAUAGUCUUCCUGGGGUGGCCUUAACACUGGGCAGGCAGAACUGGCACUGCCUGAAAGACACAUAUGAGACGCUGGCCUCAGAUGUACAGUGGAAGGUACGUCGAACUCUAGCUUUCUCCAUACAUGAACUAGCAGUUAUUCUGGGGGAUCAGCUUACAGCUGCUGAUUUGGUGCCAAUUUUCAAUGGAUUCUUGAAAGAUCUGGAUGAAGUGCGUAUUGGUGUCCUUAAACAUCUGUAUGACUUCCUAAAGUUACUUCAUGCAGACAAAAGGCGAGAGUAUCUUUACCAACUUCAAGAAUUUGUGGUGACUGAUAACAGCAGGAACUGGAGGUUUCGUUAUGAGCUGGCAGAGCAGCUGAUCCUGAUACUGGAACUCUACAAUCCCAAUGAUGUCUAUGACUACUUAAGACAUAUUGCACUAACUCUCUGCUCCGAUAAAGUUUCAGAAGUUCGGUGGAUCUCCUUCAAACUGGUUGUAGCAAUACUACAGAAGUUCUACACAAACAAUGCAAAUGCACUGGGACUAAAUUUCAUUAAUGAACUUGUAGUGCGGUUUCGUCACUGCUCCAAGUGGGUUGGAAGACAAGCAUUUGCCUUCAUUUGUCAGGCCGUAGUAGAAGAAGAAUGUAUGCCUGUUGACCAGUUUGUUGAACACCUACUCCCCAGUCUUUUAAGUCUUGCAUCAGAUCCUGUGCCAAAUGUAAGGGUUCUGCUCGCCAAGGCUCUAAGGCAGACGUUAUUGGAGAAAGCUUAUUUUAAAAAUGUUGGCAAUCCUCAUCUAGAAGCUGCAGAAGAGACCAUUCUAGCCCUGCAAUCUGACCGAGAUCAAGAUGUGUCCUUCUUUGCCACCAUAAAACAGGGUAACAUGAACAAUACUGCCAUUGAAAAACAAAACUAA
Balearica regulorum gibbericeps (East African grey crowned-crane) is the source of this 2856-nucleotide messenger RNA. NCBI's taxonomy places the organism in Eukaryota, Metazoa, Chordata, Aves, Gruiformes, Gruidae. The record is from RefSeq and is a predicted model, not a curated record.